AAAAAUACCACAAACUUCCCAACUUGUCUAGCCAUCAUGCCUCCAUCUGAGAUCAACCCACAAGAUUCCAUCCCUCUUGUUUGCUCUACUGAAAUAAACUCUUCUUUGUUCCAAAACAACAUACCAUUCCAGUUCAAUGGAUUCCACUCCACCUUUCCAAAUUCUCACCCCUAUCAUCUUCUCCAUGAGUUCCCUCCACAGUCAUCAUGUCUCAGCACCAACUCAACAUCUGAUGAAGCUGAGGACUACCAACUCAGCAUCAUCGUCGACGAAAGGAAGAAGAGGAGGAUGAUUUCCAACAGGGAAUCUGCUCGAAGGUCACGAAUGCGAAGACAGAAUCACCUUGGUGAGCUUCAAUCACGCGUGAUCUUGCUUUGGACUGAGAAUCAUAAUCUUACUGAAGAGAAUUCGAAACUGAGAGAAGAAGUCUCUGAUCUUCGAAAAAUGAUCACUGAGCUCGGAAUUGGUAGUACUUACAAUGGUGUGUGUGAUCUGGAAGAGUUUAUCUGCAACACAGCUCAUCUCAGAGCUGAAUCUUCAAACCAAUCCAUCAGUACUACUACUACUUCCACUAAUCUGUUGCACUGAAACAGAGUCCAAUUUUCUUUCAUUGUGUUUCUCUAGUUUACUUCUUGUCUCUAGUGGAUGGUUAUCAGUCUUUGAUGGCAUUUGAUUGAGCUGUGGGAGAUCAGAAACAAACUAUGCAUUGACAUCUUAUAACCCAUUUGAGUAAAACUUGCUUUAAACU
Camellia sinensis is the source of this 748-nucleotide messenger RNA. The record is from RefSeq and is a predicted model, not a curated record. NCBI's taxonomy places the organism in Eukaryota, Viridiplantae, Streptophyta, Magnoliopsida, Ericales, Theaceae.